Messenger RNA from Colletotrichum karsti, 855 nucleotides. RefSeq lists its product as uncharacterized. The transcript has 5 exons. The record is from RefSeq and is a predicted model, not a curated record. Lineage: Eukaryota; Fungi; Ascomycota; Sordariomycetes; Glomerellales; Glomerellaceae. Gene Ontology annotation, biological process: mycotoxin biosynthetic process. The coding region runs from base 1 to 855 and encodes 284 amino acids.
AUGGGCCGUCAAGAAAAGGAUUACACUCCUGUAUACUCAGACGAAAGGUCGGCAUCCAGUUUGGAUGAUGUCGAAGUCCAGCUCGCCUCAGCCCAGCCACCGCAGUCUUCCAAGUGGCGCAGGCUUGGUGCCUGGAGUCUCCAUGCUGCGUUGAUCACAGUCUACUCAGCAGUCUUCCUUAUUUCGAUGGUUCGAAGCAGAACGGGCUCUGGGGUAUUCAGCUUGGUUGAUUCACCUCCGAAUGGCAUCGGAGACGAAAUUCAUCUUGAAAUAUUUCCCAUACAAGGCCCCCCUCACGGUAAAUACACGGGGGAGCCGAGACCAGAAGUUGAUCAAGCAUGGCGAGAUCUGUUGCAGUACAACAACAUCAGAGUUUCCGACGAGUGGGUUCAUCGUUGGGGCCGAGAGCAUGAGGCAGUGAAGCUUCCGGACGGCGGGUAUCUCGGCAUGCUCAGCGUCUUCCACGAGCUUCAUUGCAUUAAACGCCUCUACCAGACCUUGUCACCAGAGUACUACUACCCUAAUGCAACCAAGGAGGAAGUCGCCAUCAACAGAGAACACAACCAGCACUGCCUCGAGGUCCUCAGAAUGGGAGCAUCAUGCCGCGGCGAUGUGUCCAUCAUCACGCAUAUGUGGACCGACAAAGACGCCCAGCCGAUCGUCAACCAGACCGCGCCGCAUCAGUGUGUCGACUUCGAAAGAGUGAUGGAGUACUCACGAGACAACACCGUGGACGUUUACCAAGACAACUAUAUUGUACACCCCAAGUUUGGGCCGUCAUUCCCACACGGACAUAGCAUCAAGCCCUUCAAGGAGCAGGAGAUGAAGCAGCAGAUGGGACAUCAUCACCAGUGA